AUGGGGAAUUGUUUACAAAAAAAUGGUGGAAAUAAUAAUUAAAAUCAGCAAGUACCAGUUUUGCACAACCAGAACAAGAAAUAUUUAUUAAAUGAUAAUAUAAAUUUCAAAAAUAAAUAAGAUACAGAAUAGAAUAAAAAUUAAAGUAUAAAGGUAAUUGAAAAUUCAGAAUUAAAAUAAGGAUGGUUAGGUAAAAGAAAAGAGCCCGUCAGCAAUUAAAAUACUAGAUCCCUUAAUAAAAAUAUCAUAAAAGAAAUAUUAAGAUAACGAUCUUGUAAAGCAUCAUUAAGAAGUAUGAGAAUGUUUUGAAUUAGUGCAUUAAUAAUUUAAGUGAGGAAGACAAAUUCACUUUAGAAAUAGGAGAGGUUUAGUAAUCAGAAAAUGAAUUUAAAGUUGAAAUUGCAGGUUCAUAUUAAUAUUAAUAAAAUAAAUGAUAAAAUCAAGAUUUUUUUUCUCAUAUUAAGCAAAAGGUGUGUUUAAAAGAAAAAAUCAAAAUUUUCGAAGAGAAGAUUUUGUUGUUAGAGUUUCAGAUGAAGAUGUUCAUUCAAAAAGAUUGGCUUCAGCAUUAAAUAUUGAUGAAAACUAGAACGAUCAAAUUUAAGCAUAAUCAAAUUUUUUCUUUAGAUAAUCUAAUCUAUAAAAUUUAGAUCUAUCCAAUCUAUAUCGGAUUGAUUUUGAUAACAAUGAUAAAAUUUCUAUCGUUCCUACAUUGAUUGAACCUUUAGAAAAUAUUGUUAAAAACCCAGGAAUAUAUCCAAUAUCUGAAUUUAAAAAUCACCACAAUUAUAAUUACUUAAAAUAUCUUUAAAGGGAUGCUUAAAUGAAUAAGUUUGAUACUUAUCUUCCCCCUUCAAAGGAUGUAACUCUAUAAUAAUUUGCUAAGACCUUAAACUUAAAAUAUUGGUAAACCAUUUAUAUUUUAAUUUAGUGUUUCUACAAGUACAUUUUCAAAUGUACUCAGUUAGAUUUUCUAUUUGUUAAGUGGAUUUAAUGGUCCUGAUUUCAGCGGUGUUUUUGAAGAUUUUCCUGAUGAGCCAAGAAAGUUUAUGAUUUCAUAAAGGAAACCAACUUCUGCACUUCUUCAAAGAGUUGAUUAAAACAUGUAUGCUUUAGAUGGUGAUCCUGGAAUAUUUGAGGAAGAAAUAAUGGAACUCUUAAUGAGUGGUAAAAUCGUAGAAAGACAAUUAACUUAAGAAAAAGAGGAAUUUGAAAAUAGAUAUAUUAAAUUAGAUCCUUAAAUGCCUAAUAUAGAAGACUUUCAUAGAUUUAUGGAAUUAAAUAAUGAAAUGUGUUUAAGAUCUUAAAUUGAUUGUAGAAAUAGAUCUGAAGAUCCAUUUGUUUUUGAAAUUAAAGCUAGAGGUGCAUGUCCAAUUAGAUAUGAUUAUCCUAAUUAUAGAGAUUACUUAGAUUAUGAAAUUAAUUAAUAUAGAGGAUUAUUUUAAUCCUUUGAAAGAGAAUAUUAUGACUUAAUUAGAGGAGCUUUCUUAAAAUGGGCUAUUUAAUUAAAAAUAGGUAGAAUGGAUGGAGCUUUUGUAGCAUAUCAUAACUUACUUGAAAUACAAGGUUUUGAAUAUAUUAAAUCAUCUGAAAUAUAUAAAAGAGUCUUUGGAACUGAAGAAUUCAGUGAUCUAAGUUUAUUAGUUGGAUCAAGAAUUGCUACUAAAAUGUUUGAUGAAAUUAUUGCAGAUAUUAAUGAAGAUUUUGAAACUUUAAAAAUAGGUAUUUAUUCAUAAAAUUUUACUAAAAAAUUAAUUUUAUUUGUUGAAAUUAUUAAAGACAAAACAGAGUUUUAAAAAGUAUUUAAGCAAGAAAACCUAAAAGAUGAAUAUGAUUAUUAUACAAAACAUCCUUUAAAAAAUAAAGUACUCAAAUACGAAUUCUUAUUGAAACCUGAAAUCAAUGGAGUUGAAUAUAGUUACCCGACAAUAUUUAGGAAAAAUGAUUUGAUUUCAAUUAAGUAUAAAUUAAGAAGUUUAGGAUAAGCAGAUUUUGGAGACUAUAUGAAUUUCCUUCACGAUUGUUAUAAGCACGAAGAAAUUAAUAUAGAAAUUAAUUAUUCUGGAGCAUGGUAAAAAUAAAUGUGA
Paramecium sonneborni is the source of this 2084-nucleotide messenger RNA. The record is from the annotation of a GenBank genome assembly. Lineage: Eukaryota; Ciliophora; Oligohymenophorea; Peniculida; Parameciidae.